CGUUAGGGUAAACGUGAACUUUGGAGUAGAAACUCCACUCAUGUCUGGUACAGAAAGUGAUGUGUCCACAGUUAGGUUAUCCUUCCAACAUUUCUCAUGGAUAGAUUAUUCAAUAUUCGUUAUAAUGUUAGGGGUGUGUGGUGGAAUAGGUAUUUAUUUCGGAUUUAUUAAGAAGCAAACAUCAACCAAGGAUUAUUUGAUGGGGGGAAGGAAUAUGAAAUUGGUACCAAUUUGUUUUUCUCUAGUAGCUAGCUUUAUUUCAGGUAUAUCUUUAUUGGGGAUACCUACGGAGAUUUAUUUAUACGGUAGUUCAUAUAUUUUCACUAUGAUCGGAGCCUUUAUGAUGUGUAUUGUUAUAACAACCACGUUUAUUCCCGUGUUACACGAAUUACAACUGACAUCAGCAUACGAGUACUUAGAACUACGCUACGAUAAAAGGACAAGAGUGUUUGGAUCGAUCAUAUUCAGUGUAUAUUUGAUGGCUUGGCUUCCAAUUGUAAUUUAUGUUCCUGCUCUUGCAUUUAAUCAAGUUACAGGUGUGAAUAUACACAUCGUGUCUCCAAUCGUGUGCCUUGUUUGUAUAUUUUAUACAUGUGUGGGAGGUCUUAAAGCAGUUGUUUGGACUGAUGUUAUCCAGACAGUUGUUAUGAUUGGAGCUAUGCUUUUAGUGAUUAUUAAAGGAACUGUAAUUGUUGGUGGGGUUGACGAAGUAUUCUCUAGAAAUUGGGCUACAAACAGAUUAGAAUUCCCGAGUUGCAAUUUAGAUUUGACAGAACGGCACUCGGUUUGGUCAGUGACGAUAGGAUCGACAUUCUACUGGAUCGGCAACAUAGCAGUAAAUCAGUCUAUGAUGCAGCGAUUUCUGGCUUUGUCAAAUGUUAAAAUGUCAAUAAGGGCAGUGUGGGGAUUUUUUUCUGGAGUAAUUUUAAUCGUUUCCAUCUGUAGCUAUAGCGGCCUUCUAGCUUAUGCUAGGUUUAAUGAAUGCGAUCCUUUAAAUUCAAAAUUGGUACUGGCGAAGGACCAACUUUUGCCAUUGUUGGUCAUGGACGUGUUAGCGGAAUGGAAGGGUAUGCCCGGGAUAUUUGUAGCUGGAGUUUUCAGUGCUGCUUUGAGCUCGCUUUCUACAGGUUUAAAUUCAAUGGCUGCCGUUGUACUUGAAGAUUUUUGGAAACCAUUUUUCCAUAAACUCAGUCAAAAACAAACUCAAAUACUCGUGAGAUCUGUGGUUGUAGUACUUGGCUGCAUUUGUGUAGGUUUGGUGUUUGUGGUAGAGAAGUUAGGAUCAGUCUUACAACUUACCAUGAGCCUGUCAUCGGCAUCAAUGGGACCGCUUGCUGGAAUAUUUCUCAUGGGAUUAUUUUUGCCUUUUAUUGAUGGAGUGGGUGCAUUGACUGGUGGUAUUGCUGGUUUAAUAACAGCGUGGUGGGUGGCAGCGCAAUCACAAUUGGCGCAGGCGAGAGGUUUGCUAACGUUCGUUGAGAAAGAAAGACAUACAUUCAAUUGUACCUAUAAUUUUGAACCCAUGACAAUUCUCGAAGAUAUUACUGAAGGGGAGGUGUCAUAUAUUUAUAGGAUUUCAUACUUAUGGUUUACGGGUCUUGGUUGCUCGGUGACUGUAAUAGUGGCUUGCCUUGUUAGUUUAAGAUCAUCGAAAAAUAAAAUUGACCCCAGACUUUUCGCACCAUUUCUGAGGUCUUGGUUAACGCACAAAUAUGAGGUGGAACAUAUGGAUUUAAAAAGCACUCCGAGCUGAUAAUAAACAUUUUU
Molecule: messenger RNA, 1767 nt
Organism: Vanessa atalanta (red admiral)
Lineage: Eukaryota; Metazoa; Arthropoda; Insecta; Lepidoptera; Nymphalidae
Product: sodium-coupled monocarboxylate transporter 1-like
Exons: 13
Coding region: 41-1753 (570 amino acids)
Biological process (GO): transmembrane transport; sodium ion transport
Cellular component (GO): membrane
Molecular function (GO): symporter activity
Source: RefSeq, a predicted model, not a curated record